GAGCCGGAGGAGGAGGGGAGAGGCCUGGAGGACACCAACAUGAACAAGUUGAAAUCAUCGCAGAAGGAUAAAGUUCGUCAGUUUAUGAUCUUCACACAAUCUAGCGAAAAAACAGCAGUAAGUUGUCUGUCUCAAAAUGACUGGAAGUUAGAUGUUGCAACAGACAAUUUUUUCCAAAAUCCUGAACUUUAUAUACGAGAGAGUGUAAAAGGAUCAUUGGAUAGGAAGAAGUUAGAACAACUAUACAAUAGAUACAAAGAUCCUCAAGAUGAAAAUAAAAUUGGAAUAGAUGGUAUACAGCAAUUCUGUGAUGACCUGGCACUCGAUCCAGCCAGCAUCAGUGUGUUGAUCAUUGCGUGGAAGUUUAGAGCAGCAACACAGUGCGAGUUCUCCAAACAGGAGUUCAUGGAUGGCAUGACAGAGUUAGGAUGUGACAGCAUAGAAAAACUAAAGGCUCAGAUACCCAAGAUGGAACAAGAAUUGAAAGAACCUGGACGAUUUAAGGAUUUUUACCAGUUUACUUUUAAUUUUGCAAAGAAUCCAGGACAAAAAGGAUUAGAUCUAGAAAUGGCCAUUGCCUACUGGAAUUUAGUGCUUAAUGGAAGAUUUAAAUUCUUAGACUUAUGGAAUAAAUUUUUGUUGGAGCAUCAUAAACGAUCAAUACCAAAAGAUACUUGGAAUCUCCUCUUAGACUUCAGUACAAUGAUUGCAGAUGAUAUGUCUAACUAUGAUGAAGAAGGAGCAUGGCCUGUUCUUAUUGAUGACUUUGUGGAAUUUGCACGCCCUCAAAUUGCUGGGACAAAAAGUACAACAGUGUAGCACUAAAGGAACUUCCUAGAAUGUACAUAGUCUGUACAAUAAAUACAACGGAAAAUUGCACAGUCAAUUUCUGCUGGCUGGACUGAACUGAAGAUCAAUCCUCAUAAUUCGGUGUGAGGGUUGAGACAAAACUUUAAGGAUACAUCUUGGACCAUAUCGUAUUUCAUUCUUCUAAUGGUGGUUUGGGCUUGUCUUCUAGUCUGGGCCGCUCUAAACAUUUAUAAUUCCAACAUUGUGGAGUUCAUCUUAUAUCUGUGGACCAUCCUAGUUUAUUCUCCCAUAAGUCUUAGAAGCUUUAUGGUGAUUAUUUUGAGUUUUCCAUUCUCGCAUAAAGCACAAUGCUGUCUUCAUCAGAAAACAGUUUGGCAUAAGAAUUAAACAUGAACAUCACAAACAAUUUAUAAAAACUUCUUAAAUAUAUGCUUUGGGCUAGUUGCAAAGACUAUGCUAAUAGCACUUCCAAUGAGCGUGAUCUAUUUAAGUGUACCAGAUCUGAAAUGGUGUUUUGGUUUGGGGGAUUUUUGUUUUGUUUUGGGCAAAUCACAUGUAUUAUUGAUGUGAAUAGAGUAUCUGAUGGGAAAAAAUGUCAAAAUAACUGAUGGGAAAAAAAUUUUAGAGGAUAACUUGGUGCCUACCUUGAAAAUUUAUUGUGCUUCAGACCCAUGAUUUUAAAAAGGUUCCACAGAGCUUCUUUUACCCAUGUUUAUAUAUAGUUGUUCUCCAGGGAGCUUUUAUUUAGAAAAUGCCCGCAUAAUGUUAGACCCUCCUUUCUACAUUAUGCAUUACAUGAUUGGAUUUCAUUAUGAUUUUGAGAUGCUUAUAUGCUGUCAAAUAAGUUAAACUAUUUAAUUUGCCUUGAAUGUUUUAGAUUGCUACACAAUACAAUAUCCUAAAUUUA
Messenger RNA from Chrysochloris asiatica (Cape golden mole), 1717 nucleotides. It is a transcript of the gene DCUN1D1, whose product is annotated as DCN1, defective in cullin neddylation 1, domain containing 1. Bases 40 to 819 code for a protein of 259 amino acids. Gene Ontology annotation, biological process: positive regulation of ubiquitin-protein transferase activity; protein neddylation. The transcript is spliced from 7 exons. Gene Ontology annotation, cellular component: ubiquitin ligase complex. Gene Ontology annotation, molecular function: ubiquitin conjugating enzyme binding; ubiquitin-like protein binding; cullin family protein binding. NCBI's taxonomy places the organism in Eukaryota, Metazoa, Chordata, Mammalia, Afrosoricida, Chrysochloridae. The record is from RefSeq and is a predicted model, not a curated record.